AUGGCUUCGGUGCAGCAGUCUCCCGCUGUUCAGCACCCAGGCGCGCCAAUGCCUGCUGGCGUGACCAAGCAACAGGCGGAAGAAAUUUUCCGGAAACUCAAGCAGAUGAAGGAGCAAGGAGUUCCACCCACGGAUCCCGAAUAUAUCAAGGCCUCUCAGUUCUUGAUGAGCUUCCAACAACAGCAUGCCAUGCGACGAAACCAGCAGCAGUUCAUGCAACAGCAGCAACAGAAGCAACAGAUGCAAAAUGCUACCAAUGGAGUGUCUGCUAAUGGUGUAAUGGCUGGCCGUUCUAUGCAGCAAGGCUCACCCCAAGCAACGCAGCCCCCAUCUAAUCCACUUAGUGCUUCCGCGAUGCCUAACCAAACCGUCUCUACUUCGGUUUCUGCUGGCACCUCUCCAUCAACUACCUCGUCCUCGAAUCACUUUACUCAGCAACAGCUAGGUCUUCUUCGACAACAGAUCCACGCGUUCAAGUUACUGGGGAAGAACGCUGGAGUCUCACUACAACUACAACAAGCCAUCUUCAACCAGCGUCAACGCAGGCAAGCGCUUCUUGCCGAGGCUGCCCAGGGAGCCCAAGCCGCGAAAUCCAACCAACCCGAUACCGAGGCUAGCAAAGAUUCACAAAAUGGACCUGAGGCAGCAACAGAAGAUGAGAGCUCGGAGAUCCCGAAAGCACACACAUUCAAGACUGUGAAGUCUCCGUAUGGCACCAGCAUGAUUCGUUCUGAUAUCAAGUACUUUGACCAUUCUCAGAGAAAGAAUCGGUGGUUCAUCCCUGGCGUAUUUCCCACUGGUAUUGACUUUGAUCAUAUGCGAUAUGAACAAGAAGUUGUCGUAUCGAACAGAAUGAGACAGCGAUAUGCCGAGUUGAAGAAUUUGCCCGGUGACCUGGCUCACUGGGAUUCCUCGAAAGAGAACUUGGAGGCUGAUGAUAGUCUCAAGCGAAAAGCAAUCAUUGAGAUGAAGAGCAUAGCUCUGUAUGCUAAGCAACGUGCGCUUCGCGACAAGAUCGGACGCCAGAUGAUGCAUUAUGAUAAUCUCGCAAUGACCACAAACAGGUCCAACUACCGUCGAAUGAAGAAGCAGAAUGUUAGGGAGGCUCGCAUUACGGAGAAGCUCGAGAAGCAGCAACGUGAUGCUCGCGAGAACCGUGAGAAGAAGAAGCAUACCGACUUCCUACGGGCGAUCUACAACCACCGACAGGAAAUUCAAGAUUCGGCUUCCUCGCAGCGCACCAAGUCGCAUAAGCUAUCUCGUCUGAUGUUCCACCAACACUUCAACAUCGAGAAAGAGGAGCAGAAGCGUAUUGAGAGAACAGCCAAGCAGCGUCUGCAAGCUCUCAAGGCCAACGAUGAAGAGGCAUACCUCAAGCUUCUUGACCAGGCCAAGGAUACCCGUAUUACACAUUUGCUCAAGCAAACCGACGGCUUUUUGCAUCAACUUGCAUCAUCCGUCAAGGCUCAACAGCGUUUGGCCGCCGAGCGCUAUGGUGAUGGCGAGGAUCAGAUUGUGGAAGAGGUCAGCGAUUACGACGAGGAUGACGAGAACAACAAGAAGAUCGACUACUACGCAGUGGCUCAUCGUGUUCGAGAAGAGGUCACUGAGCAAGCCAACAUGCUUGUGGGCGGCAGGCUCAAGGAGUAUCAAGUCAAGGGUCUUCAGUGGAUGAUUUCGCUAUACAACAACAAUCUUAACGGUAUCUUGGCCGAUGAGAUGGGUCUCGGAAAGACCAUUCAAACAAUCAGUCUGAUCACUUACCUGAUCGAGCGAAAGCAGCAAGCUGGACCCUACCUUGUCAUCGUACCUCUCAGUACUCUUACCAACUGGAACUUGGAGUUUGAGCGUUGGGCGCCUACUGUGAGUCGUAUUGUCUACAAGGGACCUCCUAAUACGAGGAAGCUGCAACAAGACAGGAUUCGUCAAGGCGGAUUCCAGGUCUUACUUACGACCUAUGAAUACGUCAUCAAGGAUCGCCCUAUUCUCAGCAAGAUCAAGUGGUUCCACAUGAUCAUUGAUGAAGGUCAUCGAAUGAAGAACUCGAAUUCCAAAUUGAGUUACACUAUCCAGCAGUAUUACCACACUCGCUUCCGACUCAUUCUUACCGGUACACCUCUACAAAACAACCUUUCCGAGUUGUGGGCCAUGCUCAACUUUGUUCUGCCGAAUAUCUUCAAGUCUUCCACGACUUUUGAUGAAUGGUUCAAUACUCCUUUCGCCAACACUGGUAGUCAGGAUAAGAUGGAACUCACUGAAGAAGAGCAAAUUCUGGUAAUUAGGCGCCUUCAUAAGGUCCUACGACCCUUCCUUCUCCGACGUCUGAAGAAGGAUGUCGAAAAGGACCUUCCUGACAAGACAGAGAAGGUCAUCAAGUGCAAAUUCUCUGCGCUCCAGUCUAAGCUGUACAAACAGAUGGUCACCCACAACAGGCUUGUCGUUAGCGACGGCAAGGGCGGCAAGACUGGUGCUCGUGGACUUAGCAACAUGAUCAUGCAGCUGCGAAAGCUUUGCAACCAUCCCUUUGUGUUUGACAUUGUGGAGAACGUCAUGAACCCCCUGAGCAUCAGCAACGAUCUUUUGUGGCGAACAUCAGGCAAGUUUGAGCUGCUUGACAGAGUCCUGCCCAAGUACCAAGCAACUGGUCAUCGAGUCUUGAUGUUCUUCCAGAUGACUGCAAUUAUGGAUAUUAUGGAGGAUUACCUGCGAUACAAGCGAUUCGAGUAUCUUCGAUUGGAUGGUACGACCAAAUCCGACGAGCGCUCAGACUUGCUACGGGAGUUCAACGCUCCCGAUUCCAAAUACUUCAUGUUCUUGCUCUCUACUCGUGCUGGUGGUCUCGGUCUCAACUUGCAAACAGCCGACACCGUCAUCAUCUACGAUUCCGAUUGGAACCCUCAUCAGGAUUUGCAGGCCCAGGAUCGUGCCCAUCGUAUCGGUCAGAAGAACGAAGUCCGAAUUCUCAGACUUAUCAGCUCCAACUCAGUCGAGGAAAAGAUUCUUGAGCGCGCACGUUUCAAGCUAGAUAUGGAUGGCAAAGUUAUUCAGGCUGGUCGUUUCGAUAACAAAUCUUCGGAAACUGAUCGUGACGCUAUGCUUCGUACGCUGCUGGAGACCGCUGAGAUGACUGAGUCAGGCGAACAGGAUGAGAUGGAAGAUGACGAACUGAACAUGCUGUUAGCGCGUAGUGAUGAUGAAAUCACCGUAUUCCAAAAGCUCGACGAAGAAAGAAUGAGGACUUCGCCUUACGGUACCGGACCAGGCACCAAACCUCGACUUAUGGGUGAGGACGAGUUGCCAGACAUCUACCUGAACGAAGGAAAUCCCAUUGAAGAUGACGCUGAAGAAGUCGUGUUGGGCCGCGGUGCGCGUGAACGCACCAAAGUCAAGUACGACGAUGGCCUCACUGAAGAGCAAUGGCUUAUGGCGGUGGAUGACGACGACGACUCUCCUGAGGCAGCUGCGGCUCGCAAGCAGGCGCGUAAGGACAGGCGUGAGGGCAAGGCAAGGAAACCAGGGGUGGACGAUUCACCUUCAGGCAGUAGAGCAAGCACCGAGGAGAUCGAGAUUGAGAUUGAGACCCCCAAGAAGCGAGGACGCAAACCCGGCAGCAAGAACGAGAAACGCAAGGCUGAAGAAGUUAAUGACGAGCCACCUCCCAAGAAGCGACGUGGCCCACAAGGACGGCCCAGCAAGGUUAGUUUGGAGUCUAGGCUACCACCUCAUCAGCGAGAGGUGCUUCAAAAGAGUCUUCGCCAUCUAUACGAUUCUUUGAUGACUAUGGAGGUGGACGACAUCGAACCUCCAGAUGACGACGAGUCGGACCCCGGCAAGCGCCUCAUCAUUGGGCCCUUCAUCAAGCUACCUCCCAAGCGUGAUUACGCGGACUACUACCUCAUCAUUCAGAAUCCCAUCUGCAUGAACCAGAUUCAAACCCGAAUCAAGAAAGAGGAGUACACCUCGUUGAGCGGACUGCGAAAGGAUAUUGAGUUGAUGAUCCGCAACUGCCAAACUUACAACGAGGAUGGAAGCAUUCUGUAUCAGGAUGCUAAGGUCAUGAACGAAUACUUCAACUCCAAGUACCAAGAGCAACUGUCAGCACACCCUGAGCUACAAGAACUCGAAGAAGGGGCUAAGGAUGGUUCAGUGGCGCCCUCUGGUAGUGGCGGCACACCUCAACCCAGCGGCACCCGCAUCAAGUUGAUUUCCAGUAGCGCAAAAGAGGCGAACGGCGGUAGCACGGCCGCACAAAGCGACGAGGAAUGA
Molecule: messenger RNA, 4266 nt
Organism: Fusarium sp. VM40
Lineage: Eukaryota; Fungi; Ascomycota; Sordariomycetes; Hypocreales; Nectriaceae
Source: the annotation of a GenBank genome assembly